CGCAAAGCAAAUCGGGAAGAGGGGAUGAGCUACGCUGGCCUGCGUCCGAGAGCGGAGGCUCGUUCUCCCUCGGGUGGUGGGCGAUGGGCGUCAGUCGAGGAGGCCGGCGUUAGCGGAGUGCGGGCGCUGCGGAAAGAACUGCUUUUCAUGAACUACACCAUCCAUUGUUGAAGUGGAAGAGCGAGCAUCACUCAUCAUGCCUGCUGUAGCUUCCGUUCCUAAAGAACUCUACCUCAGUUCUUCACUAAAAGACCUCAAUAAGAAGACAGAAGUUAAACCUGAGAAAACCAGCACCAAGAAUUACGUCCACAGCGCUCAGAAGAUCUUCAAGGCAGCAGAAGAAUGCAGACUAGAUCGUGAUGAGGAAAGGGCCUAUGUGCUUUAUAUGAAAUAUGUGGCAGUUUAUAAUCUUAUCAAAAAAAGACCUGAUUUCAAGCAACAGCAGGAUUACUAUCAUUCAAUACUCGGACCUGCAAACAUCAAAAAAGCUGUUGAAGAAGCUGAAAGACUCUCUGAGAGCCUCAAACUGAGAUAUGAAGAGGCUGAAGUUCGGAAGAAACUCGAAGAAAAGGACAGACGGGAGGAAGAGCAGCUGCAACAGCAGAAAAGGCAGGAGGCGGGAAGAGAAGACAGUGGUGCGGUGGCCAAACGCUCUUUGGAGAAUGUAUCGGAUUCCAAAAACAAAACCCAAAGGAUCAAUGGUGAGAAGAGUGAAAAAGGUGGAACUGCAGAGAAAGGAGCAAUCACAGCAAAGGAGCUAUAUACAAUGAUGAUGGAUAAAAACAUCAGCUUGAUUAUAAUGGAUGCUCGAAAAAUACAGGAUUAUCAGCUUUCCUGUAUCUCAGAGUCUCUCAGUGUUCCUGAAGAAGCUAUCAGUCCAGGAGUCACUGCCAGCUGGAUUGAAGCAAACCUCUCAGAUGACUCUAAAGACACUUGGAAAAAGAGGGGGAGUGUGGACUAUGUGGUGCUGCUCGACUGGUUCAGUUCAGCAAAAGAUUUGCAGCUUGGAACCACACUGCGGAGUCUGAAGGACGCACUUUUCAAGUGGGAAAGUAAAACUGUCCUGCGCCACGAGCCUCUGGUGUUGGAGGGGGGCUAUGAAAACUGGCUCCUUUGCUAUCCGCAGUAUACAACAAAUGCUAAGGUCACUCCACCCCCUCGAAGCAAAACUGAAGAGGUGUCUGUCUCAUUGGAUUUUACUUAUCCCUCACUGGAAGAACCAGUUCCUCCCAAACUUCCUGCCCAGAUGUCUCCUUUACCUAUAGAAGUAGAUGAAAAUGCAGAAUUGGUAACUGGUCAAGAUGAAAAACCAAGACCACAGAACUUGUCAGCUCUCGCCGGACCCAGUGCCGCUCCCAAAGCCGAAGCUUCACCCAUAAUUCAGCCCGUGCCUGCUGCAAAGACUAUCCCACAGGUUGAUCGUACGAAAAAACCAGCAGUGAAAUUGCCUGAAGAUCAUAGAAUAAAAUCUGAGAAUACAGAUCAGAGUGGAAGAGUUCUUCCUGAUCGUUCCACCAAACCAGUAUUUCCUCCUCCGACUGCCAUGUUAACAGAUGAAGAAAAAGCCCGUAUUCAUAAAGAAACCGCCCUUCUCAUGGAGAAAAACAAGCAGGAGAGGGAACUUUGGGAAAGGCAGCAGAAGGAGCAGAAAGAGAAGCUAAGGGGGGAGGAACAAGAGCGCAAAGCUGGAAAGACACAGGACUUGGAAGAACAUGACAUCAGUGAGACCCAACCCAAAGCCAAGGACGAGCUGGAGAAGAGAGACAGCAAACAGACCAAGCUGGAAGAAAAAGAGCCCUUAGCAGACAGGGGCCAGGAAGCCACAGGGACGAAAAGACAAAGUAAAAGUGAACACGAGGCUUCUGAUGCCAAGAUGUCUGUGGAAGGUAAAAGGUGUCCCACAUCAGGAGUGCAGAAGAGGCCACCAGAUGUGUCCCCUGCAUCCAUGUCAGGAGAGCUGAGUGCAAGCAAGGCUCAACGAGAACCUUUGACAAGAGCACGAAGUGAAGAAAUGGGGAGAAUUGUACCAGGGCUGCCUUCCGGCUGGGCCAAGUUUCUUGAUCCAAUCACUGGAACCUUCCGUUACUAUCAUUCACCCACCAACACGGUUCACAUGUACCCACCUGAAAUGGCCCCUUCGUCUGCUCCGCCUUCCACCCCUCCUACACACAAAGUCAAGCCCCAGACCCCAGCUGAGCGGGACAGGGAGCCAUCCAAACUGAAGCGCUCCUACUCCUCCCCGGACAUCACUCAGGCCCUGCAGGAGGAGGAAAAGAGGAGGCCAGCUGUGACCCCAGCAGUCAACCGGGAAAACAAGCCUAAGGCUGAGAUCUCAAGACUUUCUGCUUCUCAGAUUCGGAACCUCAAUCCUGUUUUUGGAGGAUCUGGACCAGCUCUUACUGGACUUCGUAAUUUGGGAAACACUUGUUACAUGAACUCAAUACUGCAGUGCCUGUGUAAUGCUCCACAUUUGGCUGAUUAUUUCAACCGGAACUGCUAUCAGGAUGAUAUCAACAGGUCAAAUUUGCUGGGGCACAAGGGUGAAGUGGCAGAAGAAUUUGGUAUCAUCAUGAAAGCGCUGUGGACAGGACAGUACAGAUACAUCAGUCCCAAAGACUUCAAAGUCACCAUCGGGAAGAUUAACGACCAGUUUGCAGGAUCCAGCCAGCAAGAUUCCCAGGAACUGCUUCUGUUCCUCAUGGAUGGCCUCCAUGAGGAUCUAAAUAAGGCUGACAAUCGGAAGAGGCAUAAGGAAGAGAACAAUGAUCACCUCGAUGACUUUAAAGCGGCAGAACACGCUUGGCAGAAACACAAGCAGCUCAAUGAGUCCAUUAUUGUCGCACUCUUUCAGGGUCAGUUCAAAUCCACAGUGCAGUGCCUCACCUGCCACAAAAAGUCUCGGACAUUUGAGGCUUUCAUGUAUUUGUCAUUACCACUAGCAUCCACAAGUAAAUGCACAUUACAGGACUGCCUUAGAUUAUUUUCCAAAGAAGAAAAACUUACAGAUAACAACAGAUUCUACUGCAGCCAUUGCCGAGCUCGGCGGGACUCUCUAAAGAAGAUAGAGAUCUGGAAAUUGCCGCCUGUGCUUUUGGUACACCUGAAACGAUUUUCCUAUGAUGGCAGGUGGAAGCAGAAGCUGCAAACAUCCGUGGACUUCCCGUUAGAAAACCUUGACUUGUCCCAGUAUGUUAUUGGUCCAAAGAACAGUUUGAAGAAAUAUAACUUGUUUUCUGUUUCAAACCACUAUGGCGGGCUGGAUGGAGGCCACUACACGGCCUACUGUAAGAAUGCGGCAAGGCAGCGCUGGUUUAAGUUUGAUGAUCAUGAAGUUUCCGAUAUCUCCGUGUCUUCUGUGAAGUCGGCGGCGGCUUAUAUCCUCUUUUAUACUUCAUUGGGACCACGCGUAACUGAUGUAGCCACAUAAAGAGGUGUAGGCUAUGGUGUAUUGUUUUUAAAUCGCAGAGGUACAUCUAAUGCUUACAAAGAUAACAGAGCGCUGAGACUGGCUAUGUAGAGGAAUUCCAGAAUCCUGGGGGCUGCAUUACUAGCACCAUAUAAUCAGGUCAAUGCUGUUUAUCAAAAGCAAAAACAAACAACUGACGUUUAACAAAUAUCCCAGUAAGCAUCCCUACGUAUCAUUUAUUUCAAAACAACUUUUUUAGUCUGCCCCAAAGUUAAAAAUAAUCCAUUAGCCAGAUGUUUAUUAUUCUAUUGGUAUAAACCAUUGUAACCCUCAAUUUCCUAUUCAUUGCUAUAGCCUUUACUCAUUUCUAGUCCCAGCUCGGUCCACUAUGAGUACUCUAGGAUGACCUAACGCAGAUAGGAAUGUAUGUGUACAUAUUUAUUGCACUCUUGCACAUCAGAUUGCUGUACAUAGUUUAACAUGCCCUUCUCUGAAAGCCUGGGAAAGAGAGAUUUUUUUGUUCUUUUGGCCUUUUCUAGGUAGCUGCAGUGCUUUCUUGGGAAAACGACAGGGCAAAACUAUUUUUCUGUUGGCUUUGGGCUGUAUUUGUGCACUAAAUCUUUAUUCUAAAAAAAGGAAACUUUAAUUUUUUAAAAAUUCAUUUACAUCUACAUUAAAAUCUUAAUGAAAAAGAAAA
Messenger RNA from Microtus oregoni (creeping vole), 4103 nucleotides. It is a transcript of the gene Usp8, whose product is annotated as ubiquitin specific peptidase 8. Gene Ontology annotation, molecular function: cysteine-type deubiquitinase activity. The coding region runs from base 197 to 3427 and encodes 1076 amino acids. Gene Ontology annotation, biological process: endosome organization; Ras protein signal transduction; protein K63-linked deubiquitination. NCBI's taxonomy places the organism in Eukaryota, Metazoa, Chordata, Mammalia, Rodentia, Cricetidae. Gene Ontology annotation, cellular component: postsynaptic density; midbody; extrinsic component of endosome membrane. The transcript is spliced from 19 exons. The record is from RefSeq and is a predicted model, not a curated record.